Molecule: messenger RNA, 2163 nt
Organism: Lycium ferocissimum
Lineage: Eukaryota; Viridiplantae; Streptophyta; Magnoliopsida; Solanales; Solanaceae
Product: M phase phosphoprotein 10
Exons: 13
Coding region: 61-1695 (544 amino acids)
Biological process (GO): rRNA processing
Cellular component (GO): small-subunit processome; nucleus; Mpp10 complex
Source: RefSeq, a predicted model, not a curated record
AAACAAAAACCUUUUCUUAAACCCUACAAACCUCAAACAAGAACAUCAUCAUUCUCCUCCAUGGCUACCGACGACAACCAAAAUGCUGGCGGCGUUACGGCCCUCCGUCGGCUUAAAUCAACUGAACCACCGCUCUAUCUCUCGGCUUCACCUGACCUUUCUGAAGCGGCUAGAUUAGCUUCCAAGUACUUAUACUCUUCUCUCAAACCCUAUACACCUAAGUCGCCUUUUUCACAGCUCUUGACUGAUGGUUUUGAUGCAGAGCAGAUAUGGCAGCAAAUUGACCUUCAAUCUCAGCCUUUACUUGCCUCCCUUGGUCGCCAUAUCAGACAGUUUGAGAAGAAACCUGAAGAAAUUUCAAAAAGUUACAGUUUAGUUUCAGGUACUAGUGAAAAAAAGAAUAAUUUAGAGAGAGAAAAAGAGGAAAAAAGUGAGGACUUUGAGGAUGUAGAUAUGGAUGAUUUUGAUGAUGAUGAUGAUGAUGAUGAGGAGGAGGAGGAGGAGGAGGAAGAGGAUGAGGGUGAUGAUGGUGAAAAGAGCGAAGACGGGGUAGAGGUGAAUGGAGGGGAAGGGGGAGUGGAAGAUAAGUUUUUUAAGAUAAAUGAGUUGGAAGAAUAUAUGGAGGAUGAUGAGGCAAGGGAGUAUGGAUUGAAGAAGAAGAAGACUAAGAAGAUAAGAAGAAAUAAUGUCGAGGAGGAUGAAGAUGAAGAAGGCGAUGAAGAGGAAGAUGACGAGCUUGGGUUUAUGGGAAUAGGAGAUGAUGAAGAUGAUGAAAAUGGAGGAACAGAAAUUGCCAGAUAUGAGGACUUCUUUGGUUCAAAAAAGGGUACUGGACAGAAGAAAAAUGUUAAAUCAUCUGAUCUAUCAGAUGGCCUGGGAACAGAUGAUGACAUGAUUGAUGAUAAUGAUGACAAUCAGAAGAAGCGAAGCCUUUCUACCCAUGAAAAGGAGCUUGAAAAACUCCGAACUACAAUCGAGGAUAUGGAGAAGGCAAACUUGGAAGAGAAGACCUGGACUAUGCAAGGAGAAGUAACUGCUGCAAGAAGGCCAAAAAAUAGUGCAUUGGAAGUUGAUCUGGAUUUCGAGCACAACGUGAGACCUGCCCCUGUAAUCACUGAAGAGGUUACUGCAACACUUGAAGAACUAAUUCAGAAACGUAUCAUUGAGGGUCGAUUUGAUGAUGUUCAGAAGCCUCCUAGCUUGCCAUCCAGAGCACCAAGAGAAACAAAAGAACUGGAUGACAAUAAAAGCAAAAAGGGACUUGCUGAAAUUUAUGAGGAGGAAUAUGUCCAGAAGACUGGCCUUGUGUCAACAGCAUUAACCUUCUCAGAUGAGCAGAAAAAAGAGGCCACUAUGCUGUUUAAGAAACUGUGCUUGAAGUUGGAUGCUUUGUCUCAUUUCCACUUCACCCCAAAACCGGUCAUAGAAGAUAUGUCUAUACAAGCAAAUGUCCCUGCACUUGCAAUGGAAGAGAUUGCACCUGUGGCGGUCUCUGAUGCAGCUAUGCUGGCUCCCGAGGAAGUAUUUAGUGGCAAAGGAGAUAUUAAAGAAGAAACAGAGUUGACACAAGCAGAGAGAAAAAGGAGGAGAGCGAACAAGAAAAGGAAAUUUAAAGCUGAGUCAGCAAAAAGGACUGUAAAGCCGGCACCAGAAAAUACAUUGUCUAACGGCGUUGAGAGUAAUGAUAAGUCAUAAAGUGUACCAAAAAUGAACCUGAGUGGAGCUCCCAUGCCUCACUCAAGCAAUUUUGAUAACAAUUUUGGCACGGAAUGAUUUCUGCAUCCUUGCUGACCAAGAGUGCAAAGCUGUUCAGAGCUGCAUCCUCAUACAAGACUGUUGUUUCCGUUGUGGACAUGGACUGGAGUAACUUGGAGAAGUGCGGUUGCAUGUUUGUUAUCUGGCAUGACAUGAAGAAAAUGUCACUACCGUGCUAAUUUGGUUGAGAAGAACGAGAUAUUUCACAUGAUAGAGAACUUCAUUACGAUGUAAUGUAUUUUUUUCAUAGGGAUUUGUUGGUGGUGUUAUUAAUUUGAAUUUAAUGGGAGCUUUCAAAAAGUUUUUGAUAUGUAAAGAGUUGGAAUAGUGGCUGAUAAAAUGCGUCAAGUUUCAAACAUAUUAAACUAAGCAGAAAAAUUUAUUGGUUUGAAUUGUUGGACGACAGAA